CCUGAAAAACGCACGCCAAAGCGCGUUCCAUAGUUAUAUUUGCUUAGAAAUUUGACUUGAAUCAGUCAUUCUAAUGAAUCCUAUCUCUGUUUAGCUACAGUGAAUGUUCAUACUGUUUGUUUUAUUCUUUGACUUAUGUCGUGCUAGAAAACUGCGAUACAACAAACCUGGAAAUAAUCGUGCGGCCAUAUUUGUAGACGGUCGUCGGUGUUCUCUUAUAUCGUAUUUCUUAAAUAAAUAACUUUUAUUUUGUUUAAUUGUUCUUAAGUCUUAAUAUUAAUGUCUUCAAUUAAUAUAUUUUCUAUAAAAAUGCUCCCUUAGAUUUUACGUCUUGUGUGUUUGUGCUACGAAUUCAAUCAAUUUCAGUGUACUCAUUUACAAAUUAAUUUUUAGUUUGAAUUGCUAAAUAAAAAUAACAAUUGAAGAUACUGUAAGGUGUAACAAUGUCUAACGUUGGCUAUGACCUCGAUACCUCAGGCGGGCUUAUGCCGCUCAUUCGUGCCUUAAUAAAGCCACCUGAUGAAGACUUGAACACCCAGAAGCCGAAGAAGCCGCAACAUCCAUACUAUAAGAGGCCUGGUAAAGGUCACAAUCAUGAUUCUUGCGACGCGUGUGGGGAAGGCGGCGACCUCAUAUGUUGCGACCGUUGCCCCGCUAGUUUCCACCUUGGAUGCUAUGAUCCGCCGUUGGAUGAGAAUGAUAUACCAGCGGGUUUGUGGCUAUGCAAGGAGUGUAGGGCUGCUGAUGAUAACAAGCCUGCAAGCUCUCGCAGCAGUAGGGCUCAGUCACCUGCUGACAACAAGUCUGAUACAGAGAAGAAAUCUGGCUUACGUAACCGCUCCAAUUCAAAGAAGAGUAAGGAAGAAGAGGAAGAAAUAAAGAAGGAAGCGGAGAAAGAACUGUCUCCUAUGGAGAUCCUAGUGAAGGCUGCUAAGAUAAUGAACCCGAAGCAGUUUGAACUACCCCGGGAGAUGAGGAUACCCUGUAUAUUCCCGGGAACUGACAAAGAUCCGGGCAAGAAUGGCAACAGUUCCCUGGUGACGGUGGACGCGUGGGGGUGCGUGCCUCUGCCGGCCAAGAGUUGCUUCGUCUGCCAGGGCACAUGCAAGCAAGCUCCAUUGCUGCAGUGUGACUACUGCCCGUUGCUCUUUCAUCAGGAUUGCUUGGACCCCCCACUGACUGCGCUGCCGACCGGACGCUGGAUGUGUCCCAAUCAUGUAGAACAAUACAUUGAUUGGAAGCUAGUAAACUCAAUAUCAGCGACGGAACGUGUCGCCUUGUGGGAGAAGUUCUCCGGCCCAGUAGACCAGCAGGCUGUGAAGGUGGACUUCAUUCGAAGGGCGAGGAAAGUCCGCCCUGCGUUCCGCAUGAAGGUGCCGGUGGCGACGCGGGGCCGCGUGGUGGUGCCGGCCAUGGUCCGCCAGCACUACGACCACCCGCCGCCGCUGCUGCCCAGCCGCAGGGAGUACGUGCGCUGCAGGAACGUGCUAAAGAACCUGAAGAACAGCGGUAAUUACGACCCAAGCGAGGAGGAGGAGGACGGUCCGAAGCACAAGAUCUGCCUGAAUAUGCAGUGCCCACAGUACAGCGGGGGCCGCUGUGGCUGUGAGGGCGACGCCCUACGCACUGAGUUACAGGCCGCCACGCCUCAGGACGCUGCGGAUGAUUUACAUGCUAUCAGUGCUGAGCCCACUUCUAAGGAGCCUGAAGUCCGAUCAGAUUCAGACAGUGAUCUUUCUGAUUCUGACUUCGAGUACCUGACAGCAUCAGUGAAAAGACGCAAGAUGUCCCACUCUGAGGACAAGAGUCCCAGCAAGCGAAGCAGGACUGAACGGCUGGAACUGAGGAUGGAGGAUGAUGUCGAGGAGUUACUCAAUGUCGUGGACAACCAGCUGAAGAAGUUGGACGAACGACUUGUGAAGUUACUGGCCUGGCAGAGAUUGCAACAGGUAAGAGGUCUUGGUUAA
This is a messenger RNA of Spodoptera exigua (beet armyworm), 1967 nucleotides long. The record is from the annotation of a GenBank genome assembly. Lineage: Eukaryota; Metazoa; Arthropoda; Insecta; Lepidoptera; Noctuidae.